Amoebophrya sp. A120 is the source of this 4693-nucleotide messenger RNA. Lineage: Eukaryota; Dinophyceae; Syndiniales; Amoebophryaceae. The record is from the annotation of a GenBank genome assembly.
GGCAGAGCCGUCUGAUGAUCAGGCCGGUGGCCAUUCAAUACGACGAAAGCCUCAUAUUUUGCUUUCUUUCAACGUGUCGCUUCUGGCUGUCGAACUUGAAUUGUGUUAUGCGGCUAGCGCAUUUUUGUUAGGCGGUAUUUUGCGGUUACUUAUAGAAAUAACACGCCACGAUUUUUUACGCCAACUGAAGAACCUGGACGAAGGCAUAAGAUUCCCGUAUGACGAGGAGUACUUAAAGCUUUCACAUCAAACUCGAUCAUCAUGGCAACAUCCGGCUCAUCUGCGCAAAGAACAACGGGAGUGAGCGACCAGCUUCCCUUCACUCACCCGGACAGCAGUGAGGGCCACGCGACAAACACCAACGCUGCGGACGAGCCGUCCGUUGUUCCGCCGGAAGUAGGAGUCGACAGCGACCUGGAACAAGCAGAACAACGGGAGCUCGAUCCUGCCGUAUUUUCUAGCCGAAGCGCUGCUGCAUUUCUCCCGACCCUGUUGCAGCACGACCAACCGGAAGGAAAAUUAGAGGGUGUACCACGAGAGAAAGAAUCCUCCAAGCUCGUCCAAGCGUCGUCCGCGAUGGGCCGUAGGCUGUUGGAGCAGGACGAGAAUCCGGCAAGAAGCAGUCCCUUCGCUUAUUUUCCCACCAGUAGUGCUACUUCUACGUCUACCCAAGUACAACAACACCACUCCCGUGCUGUCACCAGCCUGCAGCAAAGCGGUGGGGAUCAGGAGGAUGAGAUAUCAGUACCCCGCCUAGAAGUCGGUGAACAACAGGACAACUCUGGUGCUCCGUUGGUGCAGCUAUGCAUUGCAAAAGUAACGUACUAGUAGUAAUUGCAUUUAUGCAUUACAAAUCUCUUUCUCAAGGUAAAACAGCAUUACGAAUUUGAUUUGUAAUGCUGGACUAAUUUGUGAUGCAAUUUAUACGUAGUACGAUGCUUUUGCGUUGCAUAGCAGCAGGACCCUGACGGUAGUUACAGCUCACCGGCGCCGAAAGACGGGCGGAAAGACGGUGAAGAGUCGUCUUCUUCUCACGACCAGUCAAUGCCCUGGUCGGCGUUUGUCGGGUCGGACGGCAAGCCUCUGUUUGGUCGUGAUACGGCCGGUGACGAAGACCACGCUGCUGGACGAACUAGCUCUUCGUCGCCGAUCGGAAACUACGACCAGUACGUUCACACGCAGAAGCGGUACAACAAUCAUUUUUGCGGUGGGAGCGGGGAGCGGGUGGAACCGCGAUCUGGAUCACAGUCGCCGUCGCAGUACACGUUAUCAAAUGCAAAUAUGUCACCUGGGUCUGGAAAUAUUGUGAUGCUGUUUUUGCACGACACGAGAAGUUUGCGAUGGACGCUUUACUAGCAUCACAAGUUUAGUAGAGAAGAGUCCCAAUGCCUAAUCCGCAUUACAAAUUCCCGUUCUCGGAGACAGAAAAUGAGGCAGCUUUUGCUGCCUAUGCAUGAGAGAUUUGUGUGUGUUGUGAAAUGCGCAUGAUCGAUCACAAGUUUGCAAUCUUCAAGAGGGUCGUCCAGGAGACAUAUUUGCAAUGCAUAUCCGUACUACUCCGGUGAUUCCCAACUUGCACCACGACAGGCAGCAGCAACUGCGGGAGCGGAAGAUGCGGGGCAGUCCGUGGCCUUCGAAAAUUACGAUGUAGGACAUGAUAUCAAAUGCAAAAAUGUCUGGGUCUGGAAGAUUCCAAGAAACCUGUAAUGCUGUUUCUGGAUUCUGAAAAAAUUCGUGUUGCAUGACCAGCAAGAGGACUCCAGUUUGUGCUACGCGGCGAGGGCAUUUCUCAUGCGGCAGAGGCAUCACAAAGCGCUCUAAAGAUCCGUGAUGCUACGGCAUGCAUCACAGACAUCAUCGGUCAUGGAAAAUAUGCAUGACAAGUCUAGAAACCUCCCAGACCCAAACAUUUUUGCAUUUGAUACAUGACGCCGGGGACGACGACAACACCCCCAGCAGCACCUGCACAGCGCUCCACCUCCCGGACUACUGGACCUCGACUUACACCUAUCAAAUGCAAAAGUGUCUGGGUCUGGAAGAGUGCAGGAGUUUGUCAUGCAAAUUUUGCAUGACCCAUGAGGUCUGUCGUGAUGCAUGCUGUAGCAUGAGAGAUUCAGCGAGGGCUUUCUGAUGCUCAUACCGCAUGAGAAAAGCCCUCUCCGCGUAGCAAAAAUUGCACCUCUGUUGCUGUUCAUGCAAUACAAAUCUUUCAUAGAAUCCACAAGUGGCAACCUUCCAGACCCAGACAUUUUUGCAAUCCAGAACACCAUCGACACGACAAAAUUCGAACACGUCCGCUGGGAGAUCUUCGCCGCGUUUGAAUAUGCUCUGCAAAAGUAUCGCACUCAUACUAAUUGCGUUUCUGCAUUACAAAUCUUUUUAUUAAGGGAAAUCCGCAUGACAAAUUCCAUUUCUCAUGCUAAGGAAACUUGUAUUGCAAGUUGUACUAGCUCUAGCACGAUGCUUUUGCAUUGCAUAUUGAAAAGCACAUGCUGAAAUUCUGGUUUCUCAUGCUGAAGCCGGACGUGAGGAACGCGAAAAAGUGGUCGGACCGGUACAUCCCGACAUCGGACAUGAUCACGCAAAUCGUCAAGCACCACGUGGUAUGAACUGCAAAAGUAUCGUACUCGUAGUAAUUGCACUCAUGCAAGACAAAUUUCAUUUUUGAGCUAAAUCAGCAUGACAAGUUCCGUUUGUCAUGCUGAGGAAAUUUGUGAUGCGUUUAUACGAGUACGGUACUUUUGCAAUUCAUAAGUCGAAGAAUUUUUCGCCCCGACCGCGGAAUUCGGUAUCAUGUUGCAGGAACAGACCUUGGCGUUUUUGCAAGAGGGUAAGGAGGAGCUGUUUCGCCAAGAGCCGAUGGGAAAGUCGAUUUUUCCGAAAUCAAUCAUCGGCAAACUGCUGCGAGUCCAGUUGGAACGGGUUUGGAAGGACAAGAACUACGAUUUUUUCGCGCAGAAGCUGUUCAACAAUGUGAAUCUUUUUUGCGACAGCGAAUUCGACUUCGAGGGCAACUUCUUCGGGGACGGUUUGUCAGGCGGAGUAGAGGACCGGAAAAACAGCACGACCACGACCUCUCUGACUUAUGGAGUGCAAAAGUAUCGUACUCGUAUAAAUGCAUGACAAGUUUCCUCAGCAUGACAAAUAAAAUUUGUAAUGUGGAGUUACCUUGAGAACAGAAUUUGUAAUGCAUGACUGCGAUUAGUGCGAGUACGAUACUUUUGCAAUGCAUAUGACCUCCGUCCCUGCGACGUUUCAGGAGGAGUGCGUCGGCCACACCUUCCGGAGCUCGUGUCUGCAUAUCGUGGCGAAAAUUUUUUUGCAGCAGGCAACACCGUCAAUUUGUCAUGGUCUUCUUCAUGCUUGGAAUGCAUAAGCUUUGAACUACUGUGUCUAUUGGUAUUGUAUCUGAUUUUGCAUGACAAACUGACAGUGAUGCCGGUUCUUUCCUGGUCGAUACUGCUGUGGCUGAAACGAGAGGCGUGGCGGGUCGUGAAACAGCAGCAUUUAUCAAUCGCAAAAGUACAACUACCGCUUGUAGUUCCGAUAAAUUUUCAAUUGCAGUACUUUUGCAUGACAGACUUCUUCUCUAUACCAAAAUCUGCAUGACAAAUAGUCUAUUCUGACUUUCGAAAAACUUUCUGAUGCAAACGAUGAUACUUAGCAUCCGAUAGUUGUACUUGUGCAAUGCAUAGCGAAGGCUGCGAUACGGAGUUACCGAGAAGAAAUUCUACCGUAAUGACAGCUGCGGGUCAACUGGAGGGGUGAAGAAAAGGAGGGUGGGGUGGUGAACCACCGCCGAAAUCGAGAUGACCUUUUACGGCAAAAUGAACAGAAAACAUCGCACAAGAAAAACUUCCAUCAACAGCGAAGACAUUUUUUUCCACCGCGCCGGGGAGCAGAACAAAGCUUCUGUACUUCCGUCUCAUCGUCAACCCACUACAUCAGCAGCAGUGCAUCGGGAAGAGAAACAAAGAGUCACCACAUCAACAGCUGAAGCGAAAAAAACGACAAAAUUAUUCCCGUAUCAGACUUUUUCUCCCUUGUUCAACAUUAUGCAAGACGGGGGAGGACCACAAAACCAGAACUACGAAAGUUGAAAAGUAAAUGAAUAGCGUUAGCGAUCGACCACCACUAGAAUUUGCUCAGUUGACAGAAGUAGUCGUAGUGCAAGUAGCUUUAUACUACAUCUAAAAAUGAAACUGUAAAUGCAAGAACCGGUUUUCAAAUCAAACGACACAUUUUCUUUGAUCCGAUAAUUCGUGCGGUUUCAUGAAUGGACACAUAUUCAUCGUCACCCCAUCACAGUUAAACUGCAAAACGUACGUAAAAUUGUCAUGCGCAUUUCAAUUUGUCCUCACAAACGCAAGGCUUCUCACCUUGGAACACAAAAAGUUACCCUGGUAUUUACAACUUAGCACCAGCUGCAAAGGCAGCCAUAGAAGGUCGACGACUGCUUUACUGAUACUUUUGUACACAGUAUCCAAAAUGGCUUUUGCUGCGACGUAGAAGAACUACAUUCACAGCGGCGAAAUUGUCAUGCGGUUUCGAAACAGAAACGGUGCCACAAAUAAAUAUGAAGAUGACCCUGUACAUUAUAGAUUGUAACGUUUGAAAGAAUUCGCGAAAAAACAAAUCCAAUGAACCAGGGAGUAAAAGAAGGCAAAGCUGUGCCGUUGUGGUGGAAUGUGAC